Lachnellula hyalina is the source of this 858-nucleotide messenger RNA. RefSeq names its product Methyltransferase. The record is from RefSeq and is a predicted model, not a curated record. The transcript is spliced from 2 exons. Bases 1 to 858 code for a protein of 285 amino acids. Lineage: Eukaryota; Fungi; Ascomycota; Leotiomycetes; Helotiales; Lachnaceae. Gene Ontology annotation, molecular function: methyltransferase activity.
AUGUCGACCUCCAUAUUCUCGAAGACGGUGUUCACCUCGAACUAUGAGCGUAUGACAGGCAACUGUACUCGCAUUGUGGCCGCCCAGAUGGUCCGUAUCAAGUCUCCACCGAUCACAUCUUCCUCAUAUGUUCUGGACAAUGCUUGCGGUCCCGGAAUCGUGACCGAGCAAGUCAAGCUGCUCCAUCCCGAAGCCAAAAUCUUGGCUACAGAUCUAUCACCAAACAUGAUCGAGGAAUUGCAGAAGAGAAUCGAGAAUAAUAAAUGGUCGAAUGUGAAGACGGACACGCUUGACGUUCGCGACCUUUCCAAGUUGGCGGAUAAAACGUUUACUCAUGUGCUUACGAAUAUGGGAAUUUACAUGCCUAAUGAUCCGACUUCUUCACUUCAGGCGAUCAAGGAGAUGUAUCGGAUCUUGCAAUUUGGUGGCACUGCCGUGACUUCGAUGUGGGCGGAUCGCGUGUGGCUCUCUGCUUUUUCCAGAGCAGCGCUGAUGAUCCGACCACUCGAAGAGCCGUCAAACAUGCUGAAUGUGGAGCCCGAAGUCCUCAGAGGGUCGUGGCUUCUCAAGCAAAUCGAAGACGGCGGGUUUGGGAACAACGCUGAAGUCAGACCAUUUGCGACUUCCGUCAGUGCCAUUAGUCUGGAUGAGUUGGUGGAUAACAUGAUGCUGGCUGCACCAAUGCUUUUGAAGGGGUAUAGCGAGGAGGAACUUUCCCGGGCCAGACCAAUACUCAAAGAGGAAUUCACGAAAUUGCGGACGUACGAGGCGCUGGAGGGCGGAGCGGUAAGGAUUGGGAUGAAGGCUUGGAUUGGAGUUGGAUGGAAGAAGGGAGACGAGAAGGAGGUUCCAACAUAA